Culex quinquefasciatus (southern house mosquito) is the source of this 1694-nucleotide messenger RNA. RefSeq names its product bromodomain-containing protein DDB_G0280777-like. The record is from RefSeq and is a predicted model, not a curated record. NCBI's taxonomy places the organism in Eukaryota, Metazoa, Arthropoda, Insecta, Diptera, Culicidae. The coding region runs from base 1 to 1296 and encodes 431 amino acids. The transcript has a single exon.
AUGCAGGACGCAUCAUUCCCGUUCCCGGCCGCCAUGGGCCCGUGGGCGCCACCGCAAGUACCGUGGCCACAACCACCGCAAUUACCGUGGCCACAACCACCGCAAGCACUGUGGCCACAACCACCGUGGCCACAACCACCGCAAGCACCAUGGCCACAACAACCGCAAGCACUGUGGCCCUAUCAGAUGCCGCUGCCUGGAUUGCCUGGACCCGUCGUAGCGUACCAGCCCCCCGUGCCGCAACUGCAGCCACUGCAGAAUGCGCCGGCCCAUUACCAAGCCAACCCAGCACAAGCGCCAGCAGCAGUACGAGUACCAGCCCAAGGACCGCCGCCUCAGCCACUGUCGCAACUGCAGCCAGCACCGGUCCAAGCGCCAGCACCGGUCCAAGCGCCAGCACCAGUUCCACGAGGACCAGCCCAAGCACCAGUGCUGCAAGACCCGGCUAUACAGCCCGUAGUACAAGCCGUUCAGCGCCAAGUCCCGGUACAAGCUGCUGUUCCGGUCCAAGGCCCGCAGCAUCAGGUUGCGGUCCAGAACCAAGGCCCGCAGCAUCACGUUCCGGAACAGUCCCAGGGUGGCCGGCAACCUGUCCAAUUGCCAUGGACGAUGCCUCCACCGGGGUAUGGGCGAACAUACGCCCAGGUCCUGGCAGGACAGUCGCUGCAAAGAACGCGAUCAAUCAGUCGGCAGCGCUAUGACCGUCAACAACAGCCGCGGCAACAAGUUCAGCAACACCAACACCAACAGCAACAAUCACGCCAGCAACAGCAGCAGCCAACCCCACGCCAACUCAACCAACAGCAACAGGUACAAACCCAACAGCAGCAACAGCAAUCCCAACUCCAACAGCAUCAACCACGCCAACUCAACCAACAACAACAGGAUCAAACCCAACAACAGCAACAGCAACCCCAACUCAACCAACAGCAACAACCACGCCAACUCAACCAACAGCAACAGGAUCAAACCCAACAACAGCAACAGCAACCCCAACUCAACCAACAGCAACAACCACGCCAACUCAACCAACAGCAACAGGAUCAAACCCAACAACAGCAACAGCAACCCCAACUCAACCAACAGCAACAACCACGCCAACUCAACCAACAGCAACAGGAUCAAACCCAACAACAGCAACAGCCACCCCAACUCAAACAGAAACAGGUACAAACCCAAUCUCAGCAACCGCAACAACCCGAUCAACAGCAACCAUCGACUUCGGGAACUUCAACUCCAAUCUUGGACAACAAAACCCCGACAAAACCCAAGACGCCUAAAACACCAAAAAAAUAAUAAAACUUCCCGACGAUUCCAUCUCGCAACAUGAAAGUGAAUAAAAAACAUUUCCUGUGAACUCAAUAUUAUUUAUUUAUUUUAUUAUAAUCAUAAAACUCUCAGAGAACCUAGGAUUGAACACGGAUUAAGAUUAAUAUAGCACUUCGGCAACUUCGACUAUCAACUUAUGAUUGCAAGAACUCCACAGAAACUGUUUAGAAACUAUUUAUUACUUCGAAUUUUUAUUAACGAAUUUAUUAAUUACGAAUUAAUUAAGGAAUGCCGUCGAAAAUUCAAACCGAAAAUAGCCUCUUAGACAAUAAUACAAGCUUGAUAUUUCUAAAGCUUAUCGUUAUAAAUAAUCACCAAGAUAAACGCUAGAAUUACGAUUUGUUAAAAAAAUAGUUAAAUAAAUA